AUGAAGCUCACUAAAGUUUUGCUCCUCCCCCUCCUUACAAUCGCGCUUUUGAGAGUGAACUCUGUUGCGGCAGAAGAAGAAAGAGGUUACCCAAUUGCUGAACGUGGUUACCCGAUCGCUGAGCGUGGUUAUCCAAUUGCUGAACGAGGCUACCCAAUUGCUGAACGAGGCUACCCAAUUGCUGAACGUGGUUAUCCAAUUGCUGAACGAGGUUACCCCAUCGCAGAGCGAGGUUAUCCAAUUGCUGAACGUGGUUACCCAAUCGCUGAACGUGGUUAUCCAAUUGCUGAACGUGGUUACCCAAUUGCAGAGCGAGGUUAUCCAAUUGCUGAACGUGGUUACCCAAUUGCUGAACGAGGUUAUCCAAUUGCAGAGCGAGGUUAUCCAAUUGCUGAACGCGGUUACCCCAUCGCAGAGCGAGGUUAUCCAAUUGCUGAACGUGGUUAUCCAAUCGCAGAACGAGGUUACCCCAUCGCAGAGCGAGGCUAUCCCAUUGCGGAAAGAGAUAACGAAAAGAGAGGUUAUCCAAUCGCAGAACGAGGUUAUCCAAUUGCGGAGCGAGGUUAUCCAAUUGCGGAGCGAGGCUAUCCAAUUGCGGAGCGAGGCUACCCCAUUGCAGAGAGAGAUAACGAAAAGAGAGGUUAUCCAAUCGCAGAACGAGGUUACCCCAUUGCAGAGAGAGAUAGCGAAAAGAGAGGUUAUCCAAUCGCAGAACGAGGUUACCCCAUUGCAGAGAGAGAUAACGAAAAGAGAGGUUAUCCAAUCGCAGAACGAGGUUAUCCCAUUGCGGAAAAGAGAGGUUACCCCAUUGCGGAAAAGAGAGGUUACCCCAUUGCGGAAAAGAGAGGUUACCCCAUUGCGGAAAAGAGAGGCUACCCAAUUGCAGAAAAGAGAGGCUACCCAAUUGCAGAAAAGGCAUAA
This is a messenger RNA of Paraglomus brasilianum, 921 nucleotides long. The record is from the annotation of a GenBank genome assembly. Lineage: Eukaryota; Fungi; Glomeromycota; Glomeromycetes; Paraglomerales; Paraglomeraceae.